This is a messenger RNA of Cetraspora pellucida, 1146 nucleotides long. The record is from the annotation of a GenBank genome assembly. Lineage: Eukaryota; Fungi; Glomeromycota; Glomeromycetes; Diversisporales; Gigasporaceae.
AUGAAAUCCAUUAUCAACAUUAAAUUUUUAUUCAGAUUUUUAUAUAUCUGCUUAUUAAUUCAACUAUCAGCGGGUGUGGUUCCAGGGGACUGGCCAGCAAUCGAUAAACCACCACCAAUAACACCAGAAUUCUCGUCACUUGUGGAUUUUACAAAAGUUGCAGAUGCACCCGUUCGGACAUUAAAUGACAAGUGUCAAACCGAUGACCAAUUUUGUUAUUGGUCCUGUACUAAUUGUGUUCGUAAUGAAACUGAUAUUAUUACAUGUCCGAAUGUAGGCGAUUGGGGACUCACUUUAGAUGAUGGUCCAAGUGAAUUUACGACAGACAUUCUUAAUUUUUUGGACGCUAAAAAUAUUAAAGUUACCUUCUUUGUUGUUGGUUCUCGGGUAUAUGAACGUCCUGACAUUUUACUAAGAGCAUUUAAUGCUGUUAAUCAUUUAACACAUUUAACAUUAAUCAAAGGUCACCAAAUUGGUGUACAUACAUGGUCUCAUCCAUCUCUCACUACUCAAACUAGUGAACAAAUAGUUGCCGAGUUAGAAUGGACUGCUAAAGUUAUAAAAGCUGUGCUCGGUGUUAGACCAAAGUACAUGCGUCCACCAUUUGGUAAUUAUGACGAUAGGGUACGUGAUAUAUGUAAACAACUUGGAUAUAAGGUCGUAAUUUGGGAUAGAGAUACAAAUGAUUGGAUGUCUGAUGAGGAUAAAACAUUCGAAUUACCUUGGGUUGAGGCAAACUUUAGUCAAUGGGUCAAAGAACCUAAAGCUGGUCACAUUUCAUUGGAACAUGAUUUAUAUCAAGGUGCUGCUUUACAAGUUCCAAGUGUAAUUCCUAUUGUCAUAAAUGGAGGUUAUAGUAUUAAACAAGUUGGUACUUGUUUGGGUGAUAAUAACUUUUAUCAAGGUAAUAUCACUAACGCUAAUACCACUAUUCCGGUGAAACCUUCUACCUCUGUAACUCCUGUAAGUGUAAGUCAACCAUAUGCAUCUAUAAAAAGCAUUCCAUCAGCACCACCAAGUUCAUCACCAUCAGGCACAUCAACGUCAGCUGUUAAAAAUUCAUCAGCUAUAAAAUCAACGAAUUUGAAUUAUUUUAUUUGGUUAAUUAUUAUUGGUGCAAUAUUAUUUAAUAGUGUUUUUUUUUAA